UGGAGUGUAUUUUUAUUAUUUGUAACUUAGAAGGCGAAUGUAUCGUUUCGUUUCAUGUCGUAAAUUGUUCGUAUUUUUUAGUUGUGUAGUCCCGUAUUAUGGCGCCGCUGUCUCACUGUUUAUGUCCCUGGUUAUAGCUAGUUUAUAUAUAUUUCGUUUAUAUUGUUGUCAUUGUUUAUAGUAAGUGUCUUUUUAUAAUAUUCUGUUGCAUGUUUCGUCGUGUUUGGUUUGUUAUCCGUGAAUUAGGGACUAUUUGUUUACGUGUAGCGUGUGAGGUGUGUGGAAGUCGGGUUCCGGCUUGUUCAACUCUGUCUUUUGUGUGUAAAGCUGCGGUGAAGGGAGCAGGCAGUCUCUCUGGUCAUCGGGUGAAAAGAAUAGCAAAUUCGCACCAUCCAGCCAUAUUUAUUUUGUGUUUGUGUUCGUCGUAGUCCUGGUAAGUUAGAUAUAAGUUUAUUUCUUUACUAUGUCUAUUUUUUGCUAUGCUCUUUAUUUUGGUUACUGGCCAUAAGUUUUUUUGUGGUUGUCUUCUGACCGCCAUUGUGGUCAGGCCAUGUGGACUCAGAUUCUGAGUUUUUAUGGUCAUUUUAUUACUUUGAUUGUAUCCCUUGGGCUGGUGUUAAGCCAGGGAUAAAGGUAUUUUUAGACUUGACCCACAGUCACGGUUCGUUCCGGACUGUCGGGUUUGGUUAUAAUAUUGUUAUCUUUUUAGUGACCUUUCGCUUCCUGUGGUGAUCAUGUUGAUCCCCAGGAGAGUGUUCGGUUCGUUCUAGUCACUGUGAAGGUACACUUGUUUUUAAUAGAUUUUAUUUUACUUAGCCUUUUGUUAGGCUGGUAACUGUGUUGAGCUAGUAGUUUGAGCUCAGUGUCCUGGUAGUGUUCCAGUUAAUUGUUAAAGUAUAUUCUGUGGGGACUACCUGCAGGCGGUGGAGAUGUAAUCCAGCCAGCCUGUGGUUAAUGCUUUGUAUAUAACUUUUCUUUGUAAAGUAAUUAAUUUAUUUGUUUUCCUUUUUCUAGGACGUAGUCCGAAAUUGGGUGUUGUGUUUGAUGUAAAAAGUUUGUUUCGUUUGGUUCUGUUUUGUGUCAGUUUAUAUCUAUUCUUUUUUUAUAACUUUUGGUUCCAUGCAAUAAAUUUUAUUAAAUUGUUAAAAGUUUUUGUUUUAUUUUAGUAGCUUAUUAUUUAGACUAAGGUUAGGGUUUAACCACUGUGGGUUCUACCACGGUUGCACUGACCGGACAGAUUAGUUAGUUAAGCCUAGAAGGGUAGAUUUUAGGUAUCCCCCCCUAGCAGGGCUUACAAAUUGGUAGCACGAGUGGGGUCAGUGCUUUAGUCUAGUUAAAUUUUUGUUUUUCUAGGGCUAGUGUAGCUUAGAUAAAUUUUUGUUUCUUGAUAGGCCCUUUAUGGAACCAUAUGUGUUUAGUUUUUGUUUAGUGUAGGAAUUGUUUGUAGUCUUAACACCCAAUUCGGACGAGAUGGCGGAGGUGGCACAAACCAUCAGCAUCGUUCCACCCAGGGAGAUCCUCAUCCGGAAGUUUCAUGGGGACAGCCACGGCUAUGAGGUGGAACGAUUCAUUGACGAGAGGAAGGACCUUCUCUGGCAGUACCUGGGGGAAGCUGUGAGAGAAGAACUGAGCUGCAGGGGAGAUGACCUGCAACGUGACCCAGAGGCCUCCAUCAGGCUCCUCCGAGAAGUCUAUGGGGAGAAGAGGAGCGUCUCCCAGCUAAUGGCGCAACUCCAAAUGGUUGUGCAGGGCCAACACGAGUCGGUGAGGGCCUACUCGCACCGCCUGCACAGGGCCUUCAAGGCCCUUGUUGCCAGACAGGGCACCCUGCAAGUCCCUCAGACGAAUGCUGAGUUCCUAAGGGACCAGUUUAUGGAAAAGCUGAGCCAGUCCUCAGUCAGACGUCAGUUGCAAGAACUAGUUUUCAGGGACCCUAAGAUCCCCUUCCUGGCCAUACGGGAUGCGGCCAUUCGAUGGUCUGGAGACGAGGACCCAGGGACAGAACCUGCCUAUGUGGCAGCUCUACAUGCCCGCCCCAAGGAAGAAUCCACCCUGCCCAGGUCUAAGCUGGAAGACAGGGUGGACAAGCUCGCAGAGCAGCUAUCGGCUCUGUUGACUCAGUUGGCACAGAACCCUCAAGUGUCAUCUAGCCGAAGGGUACCCCGCCGACGUCCAGAGGCGGAAACAAGAAUGUGUUACAAUUGUAACCAGCAAGGUCACCUCGCCCGCAAUUGUCGAAACUCAAAGAAGCAGGAGGCCGCAGUGAUUCAGAGUCUUACUACUGCUGGUGGGCAGAGCCCAAGCUCCACCAUUCACAAGCUGGCUGGACAGUGCCCCACCCUGACUGUGUAUUUACAAGGUGUACCGGUGACGGCCGUUAUAGACAGUGGUUCACAAGUCAGCACGGUCACUGAAACAUUUUGUAACAGGAGCCUCAAGAACAUUAUCCUAAGAACAGACACACCCCUGUCCUUGAGGGCAGCAAAUGGGUUGGCCAUCCCAUACAAUGGCUAUUUUAUUACUGACCUGGAGAUCAACAAGGAAGAAAUACGCGACAAGGGGUUCCUUGUGAUAAAGGAUCCAGUGGGUGGCUCAUCAGCUCCACCCUGUUUGUUGGGCAUGAACGUUCUCCAGGACCUGACCACAUUGGCCCACCUGAUCAAGCCCCCAGGGGUGACACCGAAGGUAUGGCGAGGGGACAGGGCCCUCCGCCCCCGCGAAAGGACUCUGGUGUCUGCCAAGAGUGUACCAACCAUUCAGGCGACGAAAGGAGACCCCGGAAUGAAGGACGACAAGGUGGUACAGCCAUUAGACCAACCUUUCCACCCAGAUCCGUCAGUGGUAUCAGGCCCAACAUCCUGCCUACGCGCCAGCAUAACCAGUAUAAAGGUGGACCAAUCUGAGGAACUAGAGGCAAUGGUUCCACCUAACCCAUCCUUAAUUAAGGCACCGGGUGGUGGUGCUGGGGGAUGCCCCCAGACAGAGUCGAGCAAGAAGGACAAGCAGGUCAAAAAGGCACCUGUAGCUGAACUGGCCAUAGGCGAUCUGGUCCUUCUGAGACAACCCCCACUAGGCAGACGCAAAAUGGCGGACCUGGACGACCCGACAGCUUACGUCGUGGUCGAAGUACCUCCGAUCACCGGCGGGUGUUACGCCAUUAAGAAGAAAGAUGGCCCUUCUGGCACCCGCCGGGUGGCCAGCACCCAGAUCACGAGAUAUGUGCCUCCCCGGGCUCAACCACCCUCCCCAAGGCCGGUCAAAGUGAUACCGCCGGCUACUCCAGGCUACAGCCACAUAAUUUAUAAGGUCCAAUUGCCGGGGACCAGAGCAGCCGGUAACCCCACAGUACCUGACAUACCUCUGCGUAGGUCGGUCAGGGAGCGCAGAGUCCCUAGUAGGCUAGACUUGUGAUUGUGCCCUGUGGGCUGAUUUUUUUGACAAUGUUUUUUUGUAAAAUUUAUGAUCGUGCCCUGUGGGCUGAUUUUUUUGCAAGUUCUUUUGCAAAGUUUUGUUUUUUGUAACAUGUAUGAUUAUGCCCUGUGGGCUGAUUUUUUUGCAAGUUCUUCCUGCAAAGUUUUUUGUAACAUUUAUGAUUAUGCCCUGUGGGCUGUUUUUUUCAAGUUUGUUAGCUUGCGGUGACCGCAAGCUUUAGGGGGCGUGUAUGUGAGCGGCUGGAGUGUAUUUUUAUUAUUUGUAACUUAGAAGGCGAAUGUAUCGUUUCGUUUCAUGUCGUAAAUUGUUCGUAUUUUUUAGUUGUGUAGUCCCGUAUUAUGGCGCCGCUGUCUCACUGUUUAUGUCCCUGGUUAUAGCUAGUUUAUAUAUAUUUCGUUUAUAUUGUUGUCAUUGUUUAUAGUAAGUGUCUUUUUAUAAUAUUCUGUUGCAUGUUUCGUCGUGUUUGGUUUGUUAUCCGUGAAUUAGGGACUAUUUGUUUACGUGUAGCGUGUGAGGUGUGUGGAAGUCGGGUUCCGGCUUGUUCAACUCUGUCUUUUGUGUGUAAAGCUGCGGUGAAGGGAGCAGGCAGUCUCUCUGGUCAUCGGGUGAAAAGAAUAGCAAAUUCGCACCAUCCAGCCAUAUUUAUUUUGUGUUUGUGUUCGUCGUAGUCCUGGUAAGUUAGAUAUAAGUUUAUUUCUUUACUAUGUCUAUUUUUUGCUAUGCUCUUUAUUUUGGUUACUGGCCAUAAGUUUUUUUGUGGUUGUCUUCUGACCGCCAUUGUGGUCAGGCCAUGUGGACUCAGAUUCUGAGUUUUUAUGGUCAUUUUAUUACUUUGAUUGUAUCCCUUGGGCUGGUGUUAAGCCAGGGAUAAAGGUAUUUUUAGACUUGACCCACAGUCACGGUUCGUUCCGGACUGUCGGGUUUGGUUAUAAUAUUGUUAUCUUUUUAGUGACCUUUCGCUUCCUGUGGUGAUCAUGUUGAUCCCCAGGAGAGUGUUCGGUUCGUUCUAGUCACUGUGAAGGUACACUUGUUUUUAAUAGAUUUUAUUUUACUUAGCCUUUUGUUAGGCUGGUAACUGUGUUGAGCUAGUAGUUUGAGCUCAGUGUCCUGGUAGUGUUCCAGUUAAUUGUUAAAGUAUAUUCUGUGGGGACUACCUGCAGGCGGUGGAGAUGUAAUCCAGCCAGCCUGUGGUUAAUGCUUUGUAUAUAACUUUUCUUUGUAAAGUAAUUAAUUUAUUUGUUUUCCUUUUUCUAGGACGUAGUCCGAAAUUGGGUGUUGUGUUUGAUGUAAAAAGUUUGUUUCGUUUGGUUCUGUUUUGUGUCAGUUUAUAUCUAUUCUUUUUUUAUAACUUUUGGUUCCAUGCAAUAAAUUUUAUUAAAUUGUUAAAAGUUUUUGUUUUAUUUUAGUAGCUUAUUAUUUAGACUAAGGUUAGGGUUUAACCACUGUGGGUUCUACCACGGUUGCACUGACCGGACAGAUUAGUUAGUUAAGCCUAGAAGGGUAGAUUUUAGGUAUC
Molecule: messenger RNA, 4948 nt
Organism: Physella acuta
Lineage: Eukaryota; Metazoa; Mollusca; Gastropoda; Physidae
Biological process (GO): proteolysis
Molecular function (GO): zinc ion binding; nucleic acid binding; aspartic-type endopeptidase activity
Source: RefSeq, a predicted model, not a curated record